AUGGAGAUUGCAUCGCCAAUGACUGAUGGUAUUGUAUCGGAUUGGGAUGCCACUGAAAAACUGUGGAGAUAUGGUUUAGAAGAUAUAUUAGGUGCUCAAGUUACUGAACAGCCUCUACUUAUAACAGAACAGAUUUGGAAUACUGACGAAAACCGCAAAAAGGCUAUGGAAGUCGCAUUUGAAUCGCUUGAUACACCGGCUUUCUAUAUCGCCAAGAGACCAGUUUGUACAUUAUUUGCUUCUGGUAAAGGUAGUGGUUUAGUAGUAGACAUUGGCGCUGAUAUUGCGUCUGUAACGCCAGUUCUAGAUGGAUUGACUUUGUUUAAAACAAGUAAACGGUCUCGACAUGCUGGCACUUAUAUCAACAAGCAUAUUGAGGCUUUACUUAAAGCAUCAGAUUUUGAUCUUACUCCUAGAUAUCUGGUAGCAGCUCGCCAAACGGGUCUUGAACCAGGCGAGAAGGCCACUGAAUAUAAAAAGCGCUCACUGCUAGCACCAGUGACUGCUAGCUUCCAUGAUUUCCAAGUAUCGAGGCUGAUAGAGGAAUUCAAAGAGUCAAUGGCGCAGGUGCAGGACACUCCAUAUACUGACGAAGCCGCUUCACAGGCUGGUACUGAUGUUUAUAGCAAUCGGGUGUUUGAAUUCCCCGAUGGUUCAAGUGUUGAGUAUGGUUCGGAGAGAUUCAAGGUUGCCGAGCCACUGUUCAAACCUCGCGAUUUCCUAUUAGAAGGCGAGGAGCUGCUGGAAGCACCAGAAGUAAAAGAAGAAGAUGGUGAUGACGACGAUAAUAAGGACGACAGUAAAGAAAACGGUAAAGAUGCCGACAGCAAAGACAAAGAAAAAGGAAAGGCUAGCAAAGGCAGUAAGGACAAAGGACAAGACGGUGAUAAAGAUAAAGACAAGGAAAAGCCUACUGAAAAGUCUGCUGCUACUGCUGCUAAAGAGCUCAAAGCACUUGUCUACACUGACCGUACCCAAGGUCCUUUUACAACCACAGGUAUAUCUGACAUGAUCAUUGACGCUAUCAACUCGUGCGACGUGGACAUCCGAGCCAAUCUCGCCAACAACGUUAUCAUCACAGGAGGCACUUCACUCAUCCAAGGCUUCACAGACCGGGUCAACGAAGACCUCGUUCACGCACUUCCGGGCUACAAAAUUCGAAUCCACGCUCCUGGUAACCUUAUCGAGCGUAAAUUCUCUGCUUGGAUCGGUGGCAGCAUCCUCGCCAGUCUGGGCACGUUCCACCAGCUGUGGAUCUCCAAAAAAGAGUACGAAGAAGUCGGCGUGUCCAAACUUCUCGAAAAACGCUUCCGCUAA
Sugiyamaella lignohabitans is the source of this 1317-nucleotide messenger RNA. It is a transcript of the gene ARP4, whose product is annotated as Arp4p. The transcript has a single exon. Gene Ontology annotation, cellular component: SWI/SNF complex; NuA4 histone acetyltransferase complex. The record is from RefSeq and is a predicted model, not a curated record. Gene Ontology annotation, biological process: regulation of transcription by RNA polymerase II. NCBI's taxonomy places the organism in Eukaryota, Fungi, Ascomycota, Dipodascomycetes, Dipodascales, Trichomonascaceae. Gene Ontology annotation, molecular function: chromatin binding. Bases 1 to 1317 code for a protein of 438 amino acids.